This is a messenger RNA of Chelonoidis abingdonii (Abingdon island giant tortoise), 2570 nucleotides long. It is a transcript of the gene KLHL4, whose product is annotated as kelch like family member 4. NCBI's taxonomy places the organism in Eukaryota, Metazoa, Chordata, Testudines, Testudinidae. Gene Ontology annotation, molecular function: protein binding. The record is from RefSeq and is a predicted model, not a curated record.
UUUCCUGUACUAAGCUGAUUUACUUGUUUAAGGUCUGACCUCAUCAUCCUGUCCGUAUGGAUUCCCACCUAUACAGUUAACAGCAGCUUAGCAUCGGCUUGAAGUGCUAGCAGUAUAUUAGUCAGAAAAAAAGAGGGCUACUGGUAUUUGUUCCUUUGUUGUCUUUUCUUAAGAAGAGGUGCUGAAACGCAAGAGAUAAAGAAUCCAUUUCCUUUCUAAAAGAAUAGGCUUUUGUUCUUUUUUCCUGCAAAAAUGUCAGUUUCUGGAAAGAAAGAGUUUGAUGUGAAACAGAUCCUAAGGCUACGCUGGAGGUGGUUCACUCACCCCUCUCAAGGUUCCACAGGCACUGGAGGCUGCCUUCAGGAAGGAUAUGAGCAUAGAGGGACACCGGUUCAGAAUAGGUUGAAGAGCCACUCUCGGGACAGAAAUGGGCUAAAGAAAAACAACAGUCCUGUUCACCACAACAUACUGGCACCAGUGCCAGGUCCAACCCCUGUGCACCACCGAUCUGUUCAAACCUGGCAUCAACAAAACCUCAUAGAACAGCUGCGAGCAAAUGAGGAUAUCCCCAAAGCAAGCACAGAGGAAAAUUGUGUUAAAGAAGAUUCAAGCAAAAAUAUACAGGAGUUGCAGAUGAUCACAGACGAAAAUACAGAUGAAUCCACUGAGAGAUUAUCAAUAACUAGCUAUUCAUCCACUGGAAUGAACACCAAUGGCUCAGAUGAAUACUUCCAAUCCACAAAUCAUGCAGAGCAGACAUUCCGCAAGAUGGAGAACUAUCUCCAACAGAAGCAACUGUGUGAUGUUCUGCUCAUUGCUGGAAAUCACAAGAUUCCAGCUCACAGAUUGGUUCUUAGUGCUGUAUCUGAUUAUUUCGCUGCAAUGUUUACUAAUGAUGUGCGUGAAGCGAAAGAAGAGGAGAUCAAAAUGGAAGGAGUGGACCCAGAUGCACUGAAAGCUUUGGUGCACUAUGCCUAUACAGGUGUUUUAGAGUUAAAGGAAGACACUAUAGAAAGUUUGCUGGCUGCAGCUUGUCUUCUCCAGCUAUCUCAAGUCAUUGAAGUGUGUUGCAACUUUCUUAUGAAACAGCUCCAUCCUUCAAACUGCUUAGGGAUUCGAUCCUUUGGAGACGCGCAGGGUUGCAUGGAACUCUUGAAAGUGGCGCAUCUGUACACUAUGGAACACUUCACAGAAGUGAUAAAGAAUCAGGAAUUUCUUUUGCUUCCUGCUAGUGAAAUAGCAAAACUCCUGUCUAGUGAUGACAUCAAUGUACCAGAUGAAGAAGCCAUAUUCCAGGCUUUAAUGAUGUGGGUGAGACAUGAUUUGCAAAGCAGGCAACGAGACUUAGGAAUGCUCCUCUCUUAUAUUAGACUGCCACUACUCCCACCACAGUUGCUAGCAGAUCUUGAAAAUAGCCCAAUGUUCACGCAUGACCUUGAGUGUCAGAAACUUCUUAUGGAAGCUAUGAAGUAUCAUCUCCUACCGGAAAGAAGGUCCAUGAUGCAGAGUCCUCGAACUAAACCUAGGAAGUCUACAGUGGGUGCACUUUAUGCUGUGGGAGGCAUGGAUGCUACUAAAGGCACCACUACAAUUGAGAAAUAUGACCUUAGGACAAACAGUUGGAUACAAAUUGGUACCAUGAAUGGUAGACGAUUGCAGUUUGGAGUAGCAGUAAUUGACAACAAGCUCUAUAUUGUGGGAGGAAGAGAUGGCCUGAAAACCUCUAAUACAGUUGAAUGUUUCAAUCCAGCUACCAAAGUUUGGACUAUAAUGCCUGCUAUGUCAACUCACAGACAUGGCUUAGGCGUAGCAAUGCUUGAAGGACCAAUGUAUGCUGUUGGCGGUCAUGAUGGAUGGAGUUAUCUUAAUACAGUAGAAAGAUGGGACCCCCAGGCACGGCAAUGGAAUUAUGUUGCUAGUAUGUCAACUCCUAGAAGCACAGUGGGGGUUGCAGCAUUAAAUAGCAAAUUAUAUGCAGUUGGUGGACGGGACGGCAGCUCCUGCUUAAAAUCCAUGGAAUGCUUUGAUCCUCAUACUAACAAAUGGAGUAUGUGUGCUGCAAUGUCUAAGAGGCGAGGCGGUGUUGGUGUUGCAACGUACAAUGGAUUUUUAUAUGCAGUGGGAGGUCAUGACGCACCAGCUUCCAACCACUGUUCUAGACUUUCUGAUUGUGUGGAAAGAUAUGAUCCUAAAACUGACACCUGGACAACAGUGGCACCUUUAAGUGUACCACGUGAUGCUGUUGGCGUUUGUCCUCUUGGGGACAGAUUAUAUGCAAUAGGAGGCUAUGAUGGACACAGUUACCUGGACACUGUGGAGUCAUAUGAUGCACAAAAUAAUGAAUGGACAGAGGAAGUCCCUGUCAAUAUUGGAAGAGCUGGAGCCUGUGUUGUUGUGGUGAAAUUGCCAUGAUGGAUGUCCCUGGUGUGAAAUAAACCCUGAGUACAGUUCCAUAAAAACCAUGUGACAGGAGGAGAAGAAACAAGUUCCAGAACAUAAUACAAACUACAUACCGUAUAUACUCAUUCAUAAUCCAAAUAUUUCUGGUAAAAAAGGGACUCAUCAAGGAG